Messenger RNA from Mytilus californianus (California mussel), 1428 nucleotides. RefSeq lists its product as uncharacterized. The record is from RefSeq and is a predicted model, not a curated record. NCBI's taxonomy places the organism in Eukaryota, Metazoa, Mollusca, Bivalvia, Mytilida, Mytilidae. Bases 612 to 998 code for a protein of 128 amino acids. The transcript has 3 exons.
GGUUACAGAUGGUACAGUUGACAAAUGAUGGUUACAGAUGGAAGUAGAUGGUACAGGUAACAGACGAUGGGUACAGAUGGUAGUAGAUGGUACAGUUGACAAACGAUGGUUACAGAUGGUAGUAGAUGGUACAGUUGACAAACGAUGGUAACAGAUGGUACAGUUGACAAACGAUGGUAACAGAUGGUACAGUUGACAAACGAUGGUUACAGAUGGUACAGUUGACAAAUGAUGGUUACAGAUGGAAGUAGAUGGUACAGGUAACAGACGAUGGGUACAGAUGGUAGUAGAUGGUACAGUUGACAAACGAUGGUUGCAGGUGGUAGUACAUGGUACAGUUGACAAACGAUUGUUGCAGAUGGUAGUAGACGGUACAGUUGACAAACGAAGGUUGCAGAUGGUAGUAGAUGGUACAGUAGACAGACGAUGGUUACAGAUGGUAGUAGAUGGUACAGUUGACAGAUUAUGGUUACAGAUGGAAGUCGAUGGUACAGUUGACAGACGAUGGUUACAGAUGGUAAUAGAUGGAACAGUUGACAAACGAUGGUUACAGAUGGUAGUAGAUGGUACAGUUGACAAACGAUGGUAACAGAUGGUACAGUUGACAAACGAUGGUUACAGAUGGUACAGUUGACAAACGAUGGUUACAGAUGGAAGUAGAUGGUACAGGUAACAGACGAUCGGUACAGAUGGUAGCAGAUGGUACAGUUGACAGGCGAUGGUUGCAGGUGGUAGUACAUGGUACAGUUGACAAACGAAGGUUGCAGAUGGUAGUAGAUGGUACAGAAGACAGACGAUGGUUACAGAUGGUAGUAGAUGGUACAGUUGACAGAUUAUGGUUACAGAUGGAAGUAGAUGGUACAGUUGACAGACGAUGGUUACAGAUGGAAGUAGAUGGUACAGUUGACAGACGAUGGUUACACAUGGUAGUAGAUGGUAAAGUUGACAGGCGAUGGUUACAGAUGGUAGUAGAUGGUACAGUUGACAAACGAUGGUGACAGAUUGUAGUAGAUGGUAUAGUUGAUAAAAGAUUGUUACAAAUGAUAGUAGAUAGUACAGUUGACAAACGAUGGUUACAGAUGGAAGUAGAUGGUACAGGUAACAGACGAUGGGUACAGGUGGUAGUAGAUGGUACAGUUGACAGGCAAUGGUUGCAGGUGGUAGUAGAUGGUACAGUUGACAAACGAUGGUGACUGAUUGUAGUAGAUGGUACAGUUGACAGGCGAUGGUUGCAGGUGGUAGUAGAUGGUACAGUUGACAUACAAUGGUCGCAGAUGGUAGUAGAUGGUACAGGUAACAGACGAUGGUUACAGAUGGUAGUAGAUGGUAAAGUUGACAGGCGAUGGUUACAGAUGGUAGUACUGUAAAUUCAGAAAUUAUUGCGAGGUUUUUAUUAAUGCGAAUAAUGCGACUGUGUGAGUAUCACAA